CGAGCCCGGGCCGCCCGGAGGGGGCGGGGAGCAGAAGAGGCGGAGCCCAGCCGCGGACGGGCCCCCCCCCCCACGGCCGCCGCCGCCACCUCCUCCGCGGCUGUCGUCGUCGUCGACGCUCGCUUCGGUGGGAAGGAGGCGCCGCUCCUCUCGGCGGCCCAUCGGUGCCUUCGGGCGGGCGCGCGCGCGCUCCUCUCUCUCGCUCUCUCACGCCCCGGCUGAAGGGAAGGAAGGAAGACGGGAGGCUGCGUUAUUUUUUGCAGUUGUGGUAAAGAGACAUCUUUUGAGCUGGAAUCCCUCAAAUAACCUUUAAAGAUGAAGGCAGCGGAUGAGCCUGCCUACCUGACAGUGGGGACAGAUGUCAGUGCCAAGUACCGGGGUGCCUUCUGCGAGGCAAAAAUUAAGACUGUGAAGAGGCUGGUGAAAGUCAAGGUGGCUUUAAAACAAGAUAAUUCAAUGCAGUUAGUGCAAGAUGACCAAGUGAAAGGACCUUUAAGGGUUGGUGCAAUCGUUGAAACCAAGAUGCCUGAUGGAUCCUUUCAAGAAGCCAUUAUCAGCAAACUGACAGAUGCCAGCUGGUAUACUGUAGUUUUCGACGACGGUGAUGAGAGGACGUUAAGACGGACGUCGUUGUGUUUGAAAGGAGAGAGGCACUUUGCGGAAAGUGAGACGCUUGAUCAGCUGCCACUAACAAACCCAGAGCACUUUGGAACACCAGUGAUUGGGAAGAAAUCCAGCAGAGGACGGAGAUCCUCUCUUCCCGUUAACGAAGAUGAAAAAGAAGAGGAAAGUAGCGAAGAGGAGGACGACGAUAAGAGACGCCUUAAUGAUGAAUUACUUGGCAAGGUUGUCAGCGUGACGUCUAGCCCUGACAAGACAGACUGGUAUCCGGCUUUGGUCUUAUCCCCCAGCUGCAGCGAUGAGAUAGCGGUGAAGAAGGACCAGUGUUUAGUCCGGUCUUUUGCAGAUUCCAAAUUCUAUUCGGUAGCAAGAAAGGACAUUGAGGAAUUAGACAUCCUGAACAUUACAAAAUCCGAGCUGUCUUCUGCAAAAGGGUUGCAAGCAGCAAGCUCCUUCUUCAGCCUGAAAGUCAUACCCGCCAACUGGAAGAUGGACAUGCGCGAGAUCUUGGAAUCAUCCAGCAGCGACGAAGAGGAGGGAGGCGAGGCGGGGAGCGACGAAGAGAAAGACAAGGCGGAGCAUAAAGAGGAAGAGGCGGUGCCCGAGGAAGAGCCUGAUCCUGAAGAGAGGGACAACUUCCUGCAGCAGCUCUACAAGUUUAUGGAAGACAGAGGUACUCCUAUCAACAAACCUCCCGUGUUAGGCUACAAGGAUCUUAACCUCUUCAAACUUUUCAGGCUUGUGUUUCAGCAGGGCGGAUGUGACAAGAUCGACAGCGGUGCUGUAUGGAAGCAAAUUUAUAUGGACCUUGGCAUUCCUAUUUUGAAUUCAGCUGCUUCCUACAAUGUAAAAACCGCGUAUAGAAAGUAUCUUUAUGGUUUCGAGGAGUACUGCCGCUCUGCCAGCAUUCAGUUCAGGACGAUCCACCACAAUGACCCCAAAGUAAUAGAAGUGGUGCAGAAGCCAGAAGAGCCCAUGGAGGAGGAGACCGUGAAGGAAGAGCCCGAGAUGUCCCCCGCAGAGGUUCUGAACGAAGUGGAGGAAAACGAGUGCAGCAGCGAAAGCGAGAAAGAAGAAGAAAUCGAACAGAUGUCCCCUCGGGGGCGAAGGAGGCUCAUUCGUGACGUCGCUGCCGCGAAGAAGGAAAGCGAGGACGAGAAACUGCAGGACAAACUAAAGGACAGCAACAAGGAGAACAAAGAAGUAGAAGAAACGCCAAACAACGUAGAGAAGAGGGAAAGCGAGACAGCACUUGGGAGCAGGAGGACCCUACCAAAGCAGAAGGAAAAGGGAGCUAAGAAGGAAGAAGAGUCCGACGGGGAAUCUGACGAAGAAGAGGAGAGGAGGGAAGAACUCGAGAACCGAGGAGAAUCGGAAGGAGAGGAGGGCGAGGAAGAUUCAGAGCCGUGCCUGACGGGAACCAAAGUGAAAGUAAAAUACGGCCGUGGGAAGACUCAGAAGAUUUAUGAAGCUAGCAUCAAAAGCACGGAAAACGAUGACGGCGAGAUUUUGUAUCUGGUGCAUUACUACGGCUGGAAUGUGAGGUAUGACGAGUGGGUGAAAGCCGAUAGGAUCAUUUGGCCUGUGGAGAAGGGAGGACCAAAGAAGAAGCAGAAGAAAAAAGCAAAGAGUAAAGAAGAUGCAGAAAAAGACGAAAAGAAAGAAGAGGAGAAGCAAAGAGCGAAACGUGGGCGCCCUCCUCUGAAAUCCACCCUGCUUUCCAAUCUGUCCUGCGGUCUGCCCAAGACCCCAAACAGCGAAAGUAGACCAGGGUCCCGAAGCGCACGCAGCGGCUUGCCAGAUUGCUGCCCCCUGCCUAAUGGGACAGAAGGAAUGUCCCGCAGGCAAACAAGACGCAGCUCAGGAAUGUUGGAUUCCGACAGAGGGUCCAAUGACUCCGUCUCGUCCGACAGCGAUGCAGACGAAGCUUCCGAAAAGACUACAAAUGAAGACUUUUCUCCAACAAGUUCCGAACUCGAGAAAGACGAAAAAAGAACAGUUGACAGAUCUGAUGAAGAAACCCCAAAGAUCUCGCACGUUUUGAAGGAAAGCGACAGGAAUCAAGUCCACCCUUUAGAAGCUUUGAAGCUAGAAGUUGAAGAGAGCGAACAGGUAGUUCAGAUUUUUGCGAACAAAAGUGACCAAAUGGAAGAAAUGAAGAAAGAUUUGGACAGAUCGCCCAAAGGGAAAGGGCGAAGGAGCAGAGCAAGAGACUCCACUCUUGAGAAUGUAAAGAUGGCGCCACUAAAUCAGGAUGAGGCCCCAAGCGAACAAGUCACAGAGUCUGAAAGACUAGAUACAUCUUCUUUGGACAGUAAAAGUUUAAGCGCCACUUCUGUGACUGAAACAGACCUUUUCACAAAAGAAAAGAAGCUUUUCAAAAGAAAAGCGGGAGACCAGUCGUCGCCUGACAAAAGGGGGCGCCUGGAGGGCGAGAUGGAUGUGCCAAAUAUUGCGUCUGAGGGGAGGGCGAAUAAGUGUUCAGGGACAGAAGAAUGUAAAGAUUUCAGUGCCGACGACUGCCUCAGAAACGAAAACGAGGAGAUGCCAUCCUUGGUGGCAGAGUCAGAUCAGCGUCUCCAAGCUCGGGGAGGUGACCGUUUUGAAUGUUCUUCUGAGGGAAACUGCCGCACCCCGCUGAAAGACGAGGAGGACUCGAUGCCUCAGAUUGGGCCCGAGACGCUCCUUUGCCACGAAGUGGACUUGGACGACGUCGACGAAAAGGAGAAGGGCGGCUCCGACAACCUGGUGGUGGAAAAACAAGACCCCAGCAAUCCCGCUUCGAACCCACCCGCCUUACCCCCCGCCGUUCAGCCAAACUUCUCCGUGGCCUCUCCCCUAGCCCUCAGUCAGGACGAAUCGCAGAGCGUGAAGAGCGAGAGCGACGUCACCAUCGAGGUGGACAGCGUGGCCGAAGAGUCCCAAGAAGGGCUCUGCGAAAGCGAGUCGGCCAACGGGUUUGAAGCCUGCACCACGUCGAGCAACGGCAGCAUCGCAGCCCCAGAGAGGGAGAUUGGAGAGAAGGGUCAGAAGAGGCCCUGUGACAGCAGCAACUCCUCCCUGGCCAAGAAACAAAAGCGUACCCCAAAGCGAGCCAGCACUGUAGCCAAAAACGAGAAGAACGGGACAGGACAAAGCAGCGAUAGCGAAGAUCUUCCUGCCCUGGAUACCUCAAGCAAAUGUACUCCUGUAAAACACAUUGGCCUGUCGAAGCCACAGAAGCUCACUCGGUCGCCUGCAAGGAUGAUAUCCCCGAACAUCAAAGAUGGCGAGAAGGACAAGCAGAGAGAGAAAAACCAUCAAAAUGUUUCCCCCAGGGUGUACAAGUGGAGCUUCCAACUCAAUGAAUUGGACAACAUGAACAGCACAGAGAGGAUCUCCUUUUUACAGGAGAAACUGCAGGAAAUCAGGAAAUACUACAUGUCUCUGAAGUCUGAAGUCGCCACCAUAGACAGGAGAAGAAAACGGUUGAAAAAGAAAGACCGAGAAGUGUCUCACGCAGGAGCUUCCAUGUCCUCGGCUUCCUCAGACACUGGAAUGAGCCCAUCGUCGUCCUCUCCGCCCCAGAAUGUGCUUGCAGUUGAAUGCAGGUGAUACCGGACUCCUCUGCCUUGUACAGCGAGUGGCUGUCACGGACAAAAAUCCCGAAAAUACCAUAGAAAAGCACUCAGCUGGUUUGACAUUGCCAAGUAUAUUCUGUGUACUCUUCCACUGCUGGACUGUGUUGGUCUCUCCUCUUCGCGCCCCCUCCUCCUUCCUUCCUUCCUUCCUUCCUUCUUCUUUUUUUGGUCACUGUGGAUAUAUAUAUUUUUUUAAUUUUUAAUCUUGUAUUGUGGAGAUUAAUUAAGCUAAAUUGGCAACAGGAGGUUCAUAGGUGCACUUGGACACCUCAGUCUUUGUGCUUGUUUUGUUUUGUUUUGGCUGUUGAAACAACAAAAAGGGCACUUAAUCAAAUCGGGGGAAAUGGAUGUCCAAUGAAGCAUUUGGGUGUUAACAAGGAAAUUACUCUUUUAAAAAGAAGAAAAAAAAAAACAAGUGCACCAUAUAGGCAUCAAAAUAGGUUCUGUCAGAAAAAAUGGAUUUACUGUUGCACUUUUUUUCACCGAUCUGUAUCUUAAAUUCAUGGGGGAGACUCGCCC
This is a messenger RNA of Gekko japonicus, 4760 nucleotides long. RefSeq names its product AT-rich interaction domain 4A (gene ARID4A). The transcript has 25 exons. The coding region runs from base 316 to 4215 and encodes 1299 amino acids. The record is from RefSeq and is a predicted model, not a curated record. NCBI's taxonomy places the organism in Eukaryota, Metazoa, Chordata, Lepidosauria, Squamata, Gekkonidae. Gene Ontology annotation, molecular function: transcription cis-regulatory region binding. Gene Ontology annotation, cellular component: nucleus. Gene Ontology annotation, biological process: regulation of transcription by RNA polymerase II.